Brassica oleracea var. oleracea is the source of this 420-nucleotide messenger RNA. RefSeq lists its product as uncharacterized. NCBI's taxonomy places the organism in Eukaryota, Viridiplantae, Streptophyta, Magnoliopsida, Brassicales, Brassicaceae. Bases 1 to 420 code for a protein of 139 amino acids. The transcript has 2 exons. The record is from RefSeq and is a predicted model, not a curated record.
AUGGAGAUCGAUCUGUGCACCGUUACGGAAGGACCCAGCCCGAUAUUCGGACUCUCGGGAGAUGCUACUAUGACUCUCGGCUUGAUCGACCUCGUUGUUAAAGCCGGGAGCAUCAUCAAAGUCACGGAAUUCUUAGUCAUCGACCGCCCAACAUCGUACAACGCGAUCGUCGGUACUCCAUGGCUGAAUUCCAUGCGAGCGAUCCCUUCGACAUUCCAUCUGUGCCUUAAGUUUCCAACCCCUCGUGGAGUCGAAACUAUACAAGGAGACCGCAGGAUGUCGCAAGCAACGACUCCAAACAGCGAUAUAGUCCCUGAGUCCAUUGCCUUGCCAGCGGACAGCCCGACUCCUGAAACGGUCGCCGAUCCAACUGAAGCCCCAAUGGCUGAAGUAACCGGAACGAUCCCAUCCAGCGAGUAG